AUGGCGAGUGCGCAUCUUACCGAAGAACAACUGCAACGAAGUGCGGUGUUGUCAGAAGAGGAGCUUCAGAAUAACGCUAUUCUGUCGGAUGAGGAUGUUGAGCAUGAAUCGGCGGUCCGAGAUGCUGUCGAAGAUGGUCGUGGGAGUACUGAGAGCCCGUUGACGAACCCGAAUACCCACGAUGACGGCUUUUCAGACGCUUCUGGCGAUGGGGACGAGCAAAGAUCCGUCAGUGCCCUGGCAGACGACCUGGAGAUGGGCGAAAACACAGACGAGGCCAGCGAUCUCUCUCAGGCGUCUCUUGACGAUGAUAUGGGUAACGAUUCUGAGGAGGACAUGGGUGCGCCUAUGGAGCGCGACGGUGAUGACGCCUCAGCAGGCGCGCGAAGUCGGAGCAGUAGUCUUCUGGAAGAUAUCGAAGAAGAUGAGGCUGAAGGCGUUGGUGCUGUCAAGAUUCGACCAGGGGAGACCGAUGAUGAGGUAGAGCUUGACAGCGAGCACUCGGACUCCCAGAGCGAGUCUGGAAACGAGUCCGACGGUGCCGCAGCAUGGGAAGACGCUGCUGGGGGCGAAGAAGACGACGAGGAAGAAGGCUCUGAGGACGCCGCGCCCAACACAUGCAUGUUCUGCAGGCAAGACGAGGACAACGAUCCUGGAGAGGACUUUGAGGAGUACCUAAGCUGUGUCGUCUGUGGCGAAAAUUCACACCAACAUUGCGCCAGAGAAGCCAAUGUUGUAAAGCAGCUCACCGAUCUUCAGCAGUGGAAGUGCCCUGAAUGUGCUGCUCCCGAUGACGAACCGUCUUUCGCGGCCUUAACCGAUAUUUCUCAUCGACCUGAGCCCGAGCAUGAGAUCGAGCUUGAGCUGUCGCCUUCUUCGAGGAGGUCAACGGCAUCUCAAGUGGCGCGCGACUUGCUUCCUCCUCAGAAGGGUCCCGCGAAGCCUGACUCUCAUUCGGUCUUCAGCCAGCUUCUGUUAGACGGCGACCCUAUGGAUGGAUCACGCGUUCUUCGAAAGCGAAAAACCUCUUCCGUCGAGGCGGAUGAAAUGGUCAUGUCUCUUCGGAAACGUCGCAGAAAUGCCUCCAAGGAUCGAGAGACCAGCCAUGGCUUGACAACGAACCAGGAUGCGUCUGACGGUCCUGCAGAAAAAGACGUCCGCCGCAAGCUGCGACUGAAUCCCGCUAGGAAAUCCCAGGCUGUUGUCGUUACCCGUCGCCAACGCUCAACAAUCGUCCAUAUGCGCAUAAAGCCAUCCUCACUUCGCCGCGUCUUGUCCAGAAAAGCAACAUCAAAUCGGAAGAGAUCGCAUAGGAGAGAUGGUGCCUCGUCGCGUGGUGGUGUUUCAACGGUUGUGCCAUCAACUUUCACUGCGACAGACUAUUCACACCCCUUCUACUCUUUCUAUGAUCGCGAGACAGAUGAAAUGAAGACCAAGCCGUACGGAGGGAUUCUUAGCGAAGCAGAAGCCGACACGUCCAGAACGAUGCCUGCCAAUGAUGACCGUCGGCGAUUCGACGAGGCGAAACAAAAGGCGGAAGAAGUCUGGAGAGCUCGUCUUCAUAGUACUCAGGCUAUCCUGGGAACGCCUGCCAAGAAGACAAAGAAGAAUGCUGAACCGGCAAGCCAGAUCGAGUGCAUCGAUUUCGGCGGUUGGGAAAUCGACACAUGGUAUGCGGCACCCUACCCCGAAGAGUACAGUCGGAACCGAACUUUGUACAUUUGCGAGUUCUGCCUCAAGUACAUGAACUCAGAUUAUGUAGCCUGGCGUCACAAACUCAAGUGUCCGGCUAAGCACCCUCCGGGCGACGAGAUAUACCGACAUGGUUCUGUUUCUGUUUUCGAGGUUGACGGCCGAAAGAAUCCAGUCUACUGCCAGAAUCUCUGCCUGCUGGCCAAGCUCUUCCUCGGAUCCAAAACACUUUACUACGACGUCGAGCCUUUCCUCUUCUAUGUGUUGUGUGAGUAUGAUGCUCUCGGUUAUCAUUUCGUUGGUUAUUUUUCCAAAGAGAAGCGGGCGAGCAGCCAGAACAAUGUGUCCUGCAUCUUGACCUUACCAAUCCAUCAACGAAAAGGCUACGGCAACUUGUUGAUAGAUUUCUCAUAUCUGCUUACUCGUGUCGAGCGCAAGACAGGAUCGCCCGAAAAACCACUUUCUGACAUGGGCUUGGUUUCUUAUCGCAACUACUGGAGGCUAGUGCUUUGCCGUUAUCUCUUGGAUCAUAUCUCGGACGCCAAGGCGGCUGCUCAUGGCUUGAGUGUCCGGCAGAUGUCUGAUGAUACGGGCUUGACACCCGACGAUGUCAUUUCGGCUCUCGAGGGUCUUCGGUGCCUCGUCCGCGACCCGCACACUGAGUUAUACGCUUUUCGAAUUGACCUUGCGUACUGCACCGAAUAUAUCUCCAAGUGGGAGCGCAAGAACUAUGUCAAGCUGAAUCCGGACGCGCUGACUUGGACUCCGUAUGUCAUGGGCCGAGGCAAUGCUACCAACUUUGAACUUGGCCCAGCUAUCAGUGCCAUUGCACCCCGCGAAGACGAUGAAGCCCAGAAGCCGGCUGAGGAAGCAGUCUCGGUUCUCCCCCAACAUGAACCUGCUGUCAAUGGCAAUUCUAUCAAGGGAACAGGAGAGAAGGCCAUGGCGAUUGAAAGUGCGCCUUCAACCAAUGAGGAUACCGCAGGAGAUGAACUGGAUGAAGCCGAGGUGCAGCCGGCGGUCUACGAAUCCAUGGAGGUACACGAGGACGACCUCUCAAAUGGCGACAGCGGCUUGGCAGCGGCACAUGAGGAGACAUACCAAGAAGUUCAAGCGACACAGGCCGACCUGGAUCAGCUUUCCCUAGACAACUGGACGCUGCUGUACAGGGAUGUUCCGCCGUCGAGAUUCGAGGUGUACCCGCCUCCUGGAGGCCGUCGUGCAGAUCGGCCGCGGUCAAGCGUAUCGCGGCCGACGGUACCUCGAAGCAACAGUAAUAACUCGCGACCACGACGGCCGGCCGGUAGCAGCAGCAGCGUCAGACGGCCAACAUCAAGCCGGCCCAAGAGCUCUUCGUCAUCGUCGCGUAGGAAGACGGGUGGAACUGGGCGAGGGCCUGGACGAUGGCCUAAAGGUACUAAGAAGAGUGACUACGGCAACGCUGACAGCGGACCUGGUCUUCCGCCAGCCUGGAUUCGAGAAAGGACGCGGCUGGCGGCGCUUGGAGGUACAAUUGGAGAGGAUGAAGGGUCGAGGCUGGAGAAUCAGGAAUCAAUAGAUGUGGCCCGGGUUCAACUCCAGGUCGGGGCGCAGCCGGCCAACUUGAUGGAAGAAGCUACUAGAGUUGAAGACAGCGGUCACGGAGACGCGGGUGGCCAAGCAGAGGAUAAGUAA
Messenger RNA from Colletotrichum gloeosporioides, 3366 nucleotides. RefSeq names its product Histone acetyltransferase mst2. The coding region runs from base 1 to 3366 and encodes 1121 amino acids. Gene Ontology annotation, biological process: regulation of DNA-templated transcription. The record is from RefSeq and is a predicted model, not a curated record. Lineage: Eukaryota; Fungi; Ascomycota; Sordariomycetes; Glomerellales; Glomerellaceae. Gene Ontology annotation, molecular function: histone acetyltransferase activity. The transcript is spliced from 3 exons.